UCGUGAGGAUGGUGUUGACAGCGAGAGGCGACGGACGGGCAGUUUUAUAUGUCUAAAUUGAUAUCAGGACCUGAUGAAAUUACGUUUAAACGGAUUGAAAACAAUUAGUCCGCAGCCUACCGUUUGUGGAGGAAGGCGACACUGCCUGACCAAGGACGACGUUAAUAUUACUGAUGGAAUUCCCAGUCUUUGCUAGAUGGAGAAACGGAAAGGGUGGACUCGUUAUAAAUAAUUAAAAAGCCCAUCUGCUGCUAUAAUAAAAGGAAAAUGCAUCUGCACCAGGUGCUGACGGGAGCUGUAAACCCUGGAGAUUGCUGCUACUCGGUUGGAAGCGUGAAUGACAUCCCUUUUACGGCCUAUGGUUCAGGUUGUGAUUUGGUGAUCUUGGCGAGUGACUUUGACUGUGUUCAGAUUAUCCCAGGUGCCCAGAAUGGAAACAUACAGGUGGGCUGUGUGGAGUGCUCCCACCAGCUCGGCAGGAUUGCUGCAUCUUACGGAAACACAGUCUGCAUCUUUGAACCUCUUUCUACCAACCCAAAUAAACGGCACAAGCAGCUUAACUAUCAGUGGCAAAAGACAGGACAGUUCUUCCUUGAUGCCAUCACCUACAACCUGGCCUGGGACCCACAAGGGAACCGUAUCCUAGCAGCAACUGAGCGACUCCAGCUGUGGGCGCCGCCACAGACAGACGCCCUUAUAGAAGAAGAGGAUGGGCAGAUUAUUGAGGACAAGCCCCACCCCGUCCUCAAUGACUGGAACUGCAUCUGGCAGUGCAAGACUGCUGCAUCUGUCCACAUUGCCAAGUGGUCUCCUGAUGGGGAGUACUUUGCAACAGUUGGGAAGGAUGACUGUUUACUCAAGGUGUGGUAUCCCACCACCGGCUGGCGCUCUGCAGUGGUGGUCCAAGACCCAUCUGAUAAAAAGACCCCUCUUGUUCACUUCUCCUUUGUUUACCUGGCCCACCCUCGCUCGGUCACCGGUAUGUCCUGGAGGAAGACCAGCAAGUACAUGCCCAAGGGUUCCGUGUGCAAUGUUUUGCUGACAUCCUGUGAAGAUGGUGUGUGUAGGUUAUGGUCGGAAACCCUGUUACCAGAGGAUAGUCUGCUUGGUGGGCAGAUCUCUGAAAACACACACUCCUUCAGCUCCAGCCUGCCAGGCCUGGCGGGCAAUAAGGACAAGAUCCAGCAUGCUUUGGAGUCAAUUCAUCACCUUAAACAACUGCGGCGGGGCCGGCGACGGUCCUCUGCUCUGGUGGCACACAGUGAGCUGCUGCCUUCUCAGCUUGGCACACAGGACACACACACUCAUCGCCACAUCGCUCAUCAUGCCAACGCCCUGUGUCACUUUCAUAUCUCAGCCAGUAUUAACCCAAACACAGAUAUCCCAUCAGCACUAGCUGAUUCUACCAUCUUCAGUCCAGAGGAUGGCACCGGUGGUGGAGGCUUCAUGGUUCAUUGGCUCAACAAUAAGGACCUCAGCUUCACUUCUUCCAUGGACCUCUUUAUGCUGCAGCUCCGUAAGUUCUCUGAACAGCAGCUGGACCAGGCUGCUGAGGACCCCAUAGACCCUGAAGGAUCUCCUCUGAAGUUUGACUUUGAGCUGGAUGAGAUGUCUGACAAAACGUCCUCGGAGCAUGGGGAAGAAGCUGAUUCAGGAGAGCAAGGAAGUACUAAAGCCUCCUCCCCUGGAUCCAGCUCCAGCAUGCCUUUACCCUCCAUGCUGCUAGAAAGGAAGAUGGAGACUCUGACAACUGAGUGGAACAAAAGCCCAGAUAUGCUGUUUACCAUCCAUCCCACCGAUGGAUCUUUCCUGGUUUGGCAUGUAAAGUACUUGGAUGAAUACAACCAGGGCAUCUUCAGACAGGUUCAGGUGUCCUUCUCCUCUCGCAUUCCGGUAGCGUUCCCUACAGGUGACGCUAAUUCGCUUAGUAAAAAUAUCCUGAUGUACGCCUGCACUUUGACUGAGGGUGAGAGCGCGGGAACAGGCGAGCAAGGAAGAAUGGUCCAACGCAUCUCCCGCUCAGCUUCAGUCUCCGGUGCAUUGGGUUCAUCUGCUGUGUCCUCUUCCCCCAAACUUCGCCCUGGCAUUAGUCCUGCUGUCAUGAUGGUUUCCAAGCACGUCGAUGGAUCUCUUAACCAGUGGGCAGUAACAUUUGCUGAGCGUUCUGCCUUCUCCAACGUACUGACGGUAUCUCACAAGGUUCGGUACUGUGGCCAUCGUUUCCAUCUGAAUGACCAAGCCUGUCACACUGUGCUGCCACUGCUGCUGACCUCCUCUCACCAUAAUGCCCUGCUCACCCCUCCUUCAGCCCCUGGAAGUUUGGAAGGGGAACAUCCUCCAAUUCUUCCCCUUCCCAAGGGACUUCCCAGGAAGCAGCUUCGUAAUGCAGCUACAAGGACCUUCCAUGACCCCAACGCCAUUUACAGCGAGCUGAUUUUGUGGCGAGUCGACCACAUUGGACCCCUGUCCUGCACUGGAGGGGUCUCUGAACUGGCUCGCAUAAACUCUCUGCACACCUCUGCCUUCAGUAAUGUUGCAUGGCUGCCUACAUUAGUGCCCAGCUCAGUACUUGGAACCUACUGCAACAGUGCCAGCGCCUGCUUUGUGGCAUCAGAUGGUAAAAACCUGCGUCUUUAUCAGGCUGUCGUCGAUGCCAGAAAACUACUAGAUGAGCUGUCAGAUCCUGAGACAUCUAAACUGGUGGGUGAGGUGUUCAACAUUGUUAGCCAGCAGUCCACUGCCAGACCUGGAUGUAUCAUAGAGUUGGACGUCAUUACAAACCAGUGUGGCGCCAACACCCAGCUGCUUCAUGUCUUCCAAGAGGACUUCAUUCUAGGUUACAAACCUCAGACAGAACAAGAGGCAUACACACCUGUGUUUCCAACUGGCGAAGAUUACCAACCUGCUCCAUUUUCUGAGAAGUUCUUUCUGGUGGUGAUAGAAAAGGAUCUGAACAGGAACUCUGUCCUGCAGAUGUGGCACCUGCACCUCAAGUCUAUGCAGGCCUGUGUUGAUGAGCCAAGCCCAGAUUAUGGUUUUCAGAGCCAGCUUAUGGUUCCCAACCAAGUUAUGAAUGCCGACUCAUCUCCAGAGACCUCUCCUAUCCGACCCCUGCCGCGGUCAGCUUCUACAGCCAACUUACAAUCAGCCAGCAAACUCAUCCUCAGCUCCAAACUGGUGUACAGCAAGCGGCUUGACCUACCCCAUGGGGUGGAGGUUACCAGGGCUACCCCCUCUGCAGGUCAUCUGAGUUCCUCCUCUAUCUAUCCUGUGUGCCUGGCUCCCUACCUGAUUGUUACCACCUGCUCUGAUUCGCGGGUGCGGUUCUGGCACUGUGCUGUGGAGGGCGAUGAUGCAUCUAAUGAAGGCAACCACGACAACAAGGUGUACAACUGGGAACCCUGGGCCCUCAUGAAUGAAGAGGAGGACAACAACAGCUCUGUGUGUGUGUCAGGACGACCUGUAGCUGUGUCCUGCUCCUACAUCGGCAGACUAGCUGUGGCCUUUAAACAGCCACGACAAGGACAGCUACAAGGUUCUGUAGAAGAUUUCUCUAUGCAUGUGUCCAUCUAUGAGUGUGAAUCCACUGGUGGUUCAGAGUGGGUUUUAGAGCAAACUGUUCACCUUGAUGAUUUUGUCAGACCCUCAUCAACUUUGGAUCCAAGAGUCAGUGUGGAUUCCAACCUCUUUGUCUACAGCAGGUCUGAUCUGUACAUGAGCAGAGACCACAGCUCACCCAAUAUUAAGCACUUUGUGCACCUGGACUGGCUGUCAAAGGAAGACGGGUCUCACAUCCUCACUAUCGGGGUUGGCUCCAACAUUCUCAUGUAUGGCCGGAUUUCUGGCAUGGUCAACGAGCAGACCAGCAGUAAGGAGGGAGUGGCUGUCAUCACCCUUCCCCUAGGGGGCAGUAUCAAACAGGGUAUCCGCUCACGCUGGAUCCUUCUUCGGUCCGUGGACCUUGUAUCUUCUGUGGAUGGCACACCUUCACUACCAGUCUCCUUAUCUUGGGUGAGGGAUGGCAUCCUGGUGGUGGGUAUGGACUGUGAGAUGCACGUGUAUGCCCAGUGGCAUCAGGACAAGAAGCCGGGUGAGGGAGAAGAGGGCAACCUGUCAUCUGCAGACAUCGCUGGAGGUCAAACCACAGGUUCCUCAGUCUUCGAAGGGAGAACCAGAUCUAAGAGUGUGUUUGACGGGAGUGCUGGAGUGGAUGAGGCCCUCCGUGCCCCAGCAGGACUACAGGAAGGGGGACUGUUUGAGGCAGCUCACUCCCUGUCUCCAACUCUGCCACAGUACCAUCCAACCCAACUACUGGAACUCAUGGACUUGGGCAAGGUUCGCCGUGCCAAGGCCAUCCUCGCACACCUGGUGAAGUGCAUUGCAGGUGAAGUUGCUGUGGUGCGGGAUGUAGAAGCAGGAGAGGGUGGAUCUAGGAGACAUCUUUCUCGCACAAUCAGUGUGACCGGCAGCACAGCAAAAGACACCAUAGUGGCCGGCCGUGAGGGAGGCAGGGACUACACAGAAAUCAAUUCCAUCCCUCCCUUGCCGCUCUACUCUCUCAUGUUGGCUGACCUGGACACUUCAUACAAGGCAGCAGAGGAGACUGCUAAGGGAGCUAAGGUGGCUGAUGGUGAAGUAUCUCAGAAGUCCAGUGAGGAUCAGUAUGCUGACCUCUUCCAGGUGCCAACAGUUACCACGGAUGACUUUGUGAACUUUGCCACUGAUAAGCCAGAGAAGAAAUCUCGAGUUAUCAACCUCUCUCAGUACGGACCAACUUAUUUUGGACCAGAGCAUGCUCAGGUAUUAUCCAGUCACCUCAUGCACUCCAGCCUACCAGGACUGACCAGGCUAGAGCAGAUGUUCUUGGUGGCUUUGGCAGAUACUGUUGCCACUACCAGUGCUGAAGUCACAAGUUCCACAGAUCAACAGUACACAGGUGGCGAGGCCCUUGAUGAGUGUGGACUGAGGUACCUGCUCGCCAUGCGUCUUCAUACCUGCCUGCUCACCUCUCUGCCCCCACUCUACCGAAUGCAGCUUCUCCACCAGGGCCUUUCAACGUGCCACUUUGCAUGGGCCUUCCACUCAGAAGCAGAGGAAGAGCUGUUGAAUAUGAUCCCUGCCAUGCAGCGAGGAGACCCACAGUGGUCUGAGCUCCGAGCCGUUGGAGUGGGAUGGUGGAUACGGAACAUCAACACUCUGCGAAAAAUGGUUGAAAAGUUAGGUAAAGCUGCUUUCCAGAGGCACAACGACCCUUUAGAUGCUGCUCUCUUCUACUUGGCUAUGAAGAAGAAGGCUGUGCUGUGGGGACUCUUCAGGUCUCAGCAUGAUGAGAAAAUGACUCAGUUCUUCAAGAACAACUUCAGUGAGGAUCGCUGGCGAAAGGCAGCUCUAAAAAAUGCUUUCUCCCUGCUGGGAAAGCAGCGCUUCGAACAGUCUGCUGCAUUUUUCUUAUUAGCUGGUUCCCUUAAAGAUGCCAUCGAGGUGUUGAUGGAAAAGAUGGAAGACCUCCAGUUAGCCAUGAUUGUAGCAAGACUGUAUGAGGCCGACUUUGAGAACUCAUCCACCUGCCAAGGCCUACUUCAUGAGAAGGUUCUGGGUUGUAACAGGGACGGUAGUGGCUACCACUGCUCCAGACUGCACCCUGACCCUUUCCUUCGCAGCAUAGCCUACUGGAUCAUGAAAGAUUACACACGAGCUCUGGAUACGCUGCUGGAGCGUAUUCCCAAAGAUGAUGAUGAGAAUCCUGAUGUGAUGGUGAAAUCUUGCAACCCAGUGGUGUUUAGUUUUUAUAACUACUUAAGAACACAUCCUUUGAUCAUUCGUCGCCACUUUGCAAACCCAGAGGGCACAGCAACAACUGUGGGCCUCACUGCUGAGAAGAGCAGCGCAGACGAGAUCAACCUUAUAGAACGCAAACUGUUCUUCACUACUGCCAACGCACACUUCAAGGUGGGCUGCCCGGUUUUGGCUCUGGAAGUGCUCUCAAAAAUUCCCAAAGUUAGCAAGAAAUCCAGCUCCUCCUGUCUCAGCAAAGCUUCAUCCAAGAUAAAUGUAAACUCAAGCCAACCCUUGGAAAACGGCACUCAGGGAGGUGUUGACUGGGGCUCCCCAGCACCACCUACCCACGCCUGGGGAGGAAAUGAUUCUACUGGUGGGUUGGACUGGAGCCAGCCUGUAGUCCAGGUGGAGGAAGAUGAGCUCAAACUUGACUGGGGAGAUAACAAGGAAGAUGAAGAAGAUGAAGAGGACGAUGGUCUAACCAUGAAGAAACAAGAGCUUGAGACCAAAGCAGAUGAAGGCUCCAAGAGCGAUGGACCCAAACUACAAAGAGAGGACUCACAGGGUGAGUCAGAGGUGGAUGUGAUAGCAGAGCAGCUAAAGUUCAGAGCCUGUCUGAAGAUCCUGAUGACGGAGCUGCGCACGCUAGCCACAGGCUUUGAGGUGGAUGGAGGGAAGCUACGCUUUCAGCUCUACAACUGGCUGGAGAAGGAGAUAGCAGCGAUGCACAAGAUCUGCAACUACAAGGUGGAAGGGAAGGAGGAAGGAUCAGAGGUAGAGCGUUGGGGAGAUCGGACAGCAUCUGUGGACAUAUCAGAUGAGGCUCUAGAGGGUAUAGAGGCAGGGGCCUACGAGCGUCACCAGAUGGAACGACGUCGCCUUCAAGCCAAACAGCAGCACUCUGAGAGGCGCAAGGCGUGGCUGAGGAAGAACCAGGCCCUGCUGAGGGUGUUUCUAUCCUACUGCAGCCUUCAUGGAGCCAAGGGAGGUGGGGUCACCUCUGUACGCAUGGAGCUUCUCUUCCUUCUGCAGGAGAGUCAACAGGAGACCACAGUGAAGCAGCUGCAAUCUCCUCUGCCUCUGCCCACCACUCUGCCUCUGCUAUCAGCUUGCAUUGCCCCCACCAAGACAGUCAUAGCCAAUCCUGUUCUCCACCUCAGCAACCAUAUUCAUGACAUCCUCCACACCGUCACGUUGAUGGAGGCUGCGCCACAUCCUGACAUCAGUGAUGAUGGGGUGAAUUCUCUCCACACAUUAGCAGCAUCUUUGUCUGCUUGCAUCUAUCAAGCACUGUGUGACAGCCAUAGCUACAGCGGCCAAACAGAGGCCAACCAGUUUACGGGGAUGGUGUACCAGGGCCUGCUGCUUAGUGAAAGGAAACGACUGCGCACUGAAAGCAUUGAAGAACAUGUAACUCCCAACUCUGCUCCUGCACAGUGGCCAGGUGUGUCGUCCCUGAUCUCUCUAUUGACGUCUGCAAGGGAGGAGGACCAGCCGAGGCUCAGUGUGCUGCUGUGUGAAGCGGUCGUGGCUGUUUAUCUUUCGCUGCUCAUCCACGGCCUGGGCACUCACAACAGCAAUGAACUCUUCCGCCUAGCAGCUCAUCCUCUCAAUAACCGCAUGUGGGCUGCUGUGUUUGGAGGAGGGGCAAAAGUCAUUAUUAAGCCAAAGAGACCUGAGCUCCCACCAGUGCCAGCUGAUUUUGAGGCAGCCAGGCCAGAGGAGUCUCAAGAGACAGGAAGACCAGAACAGAGCAACCCCACCCCAAAUCCCACUCCCAUCCCUUCUGAAACCCAGCGCCCUAAACGACCCCCUCCUCCUGUCUUUAUGGGUGAGGGGCUGGGGGCUGUGUCACCUGCAACUAAGGCCAGCUCAACAGCUGGGCCUAGCAAGGAAUGUUCAGAGGCCAAGGCUGAGCAACCCUCUCAGACUAAUUCUGAAUCUGAGACUAAACCAGCAGCUCCUCAGGCCCCGGCAGAGGAUGUAGACCGAUACAGACGUAGAUUUAACAUGAGGAUGCUGGUUCCCGGUCGCCCUGUAAAGGAGACACCUGCCACCCCACCUCCUGUGCCAACAGAGAGACCUACCUACAAAGAGAAAUUCAUUCCCCCAGAGCUGAGCAUGUGGGACUACUUUGUUGCUAAACCCUUCCUGCCGCUCUCAGACAGCAGUGCUUUGUAUGACUCAGAUGAAAGCGGCGCAGAAGAUGACGAAGACGAUGAUGAUGCCUUCCUCUCUGAUACACAGAUGACAGAACACUCUGAUCCCACCUCCUAUAGCUGGGCUUUGAUUCGCCUGGCCACAGUGAAACUGGCUCAUCACAACGUCAAGAACUUCAUCCCUCUCACUGGUCUUGACUUCACAGACCUGCCCGUCACGUCCCCUCUUAGUAAUGCCGUGUUGAAGACUUUAGAGAACUGGGAACAGCUUCUGCUGGAACGAAUGAACAAGUUUGAUGGUCCACCUCCUAAUUACAUCAACACUUACCCCACUGACCUCAGUGCAGGAGCUGGCCCAGCUAUACUGCGGCACAAGGCCAUGCUGGAGCCUGACAACACACCCUUCAAGACAAAGAAUCAUCAGUCCUUCCCAGCCCGACGUCUUUGGCAUUUCCUGGUCAAACAGGAUGUUCUCCAGGAAACCUUUAUCCGUUACAUCUUUACUAAGAAAAGGAAGCAGUGUGAGUCUUUAGAGAACCAUGUGGACCGUAUAAAUCCAAACUGCAUAGCUGGAGCUAGCAGUCCCUAUAAGGUGGAGGCAGAUCUAGGCUACCCAGGAGGAAAGGCUAAAAUCAUUCACAAAGAGUCUGAUAUAAUCAUGGCGUUCACCAUCAACAAGGCUAAUUCCAAUGAGAUUGUACUGGCCUCCACUCAUGAUGUGCAGGAAGUGGAUGUCUCUACUCUAGUGGCUGUUCAACCUUACACAUGGAUAGGGGAGGACUUUGAUAAGGAGUCCCGCAGCUCUGAUGACAUCGAUCACCGCUCCUCUCAUACCAAUAUCGCCCAAGCUAGCUCUGUCUCCUUUACACCACCACAGGUGCCAGUCUCUGCAUCCAUGCCGUGGCUCGGUAGCGGUCAGACCAGCAUGGGGGCCAGUGUGAUUAUGAAGAGGAAUCUAAAUAAUGUGAAGAGAAUGACAUCACAUCCCAUAUAUCAGUAUUACAUGACGGGAGCUCAGGAUGGCAGUGUGAGAAUGUUUGAAUGGAACAGACCUCAGCAGCUCAUUUGCUUCAGGCAAGCAGGCAACGCUAGGGUCACCCGCCUCUAUUUUAACUCUCAAGGCAAUAAGUGUGGAGUAGCUGAUGGAGAGGGCUUCCUCAGUCUCUGGCAGGUCAAUCAGACAUCCUCCAACCCCAAACCCUACCUGAGUUGGCAGUGCCACUCUAAGACCUGUGGUGAUUUUGCUUUCAUCACAUCCUCCAGCCUGAUCGCCACAGCUGGACAGUCCAAUGAUAACAGAAAUGUUUGCCUGUGGGAUACUCUCAUUUCACCUGGCAACACGAUGGUCCAUGCCUUCCCCUGCCAUGAGAACGGGGCCACUGUGCUUCAGUAUGCUCCCAAACAGCAGCUGCUGAUCACAGGAGGCAGGAAGGGCUUUGUGUGUGUGUUCGACAUCCGCCAGAGGCAGCUGCUACACACUUUCCAGGCCCAUGACUCAGCCAUUAAAGCCCUCGCACUGGAUGCCUUCGAGGACUUCUUUGUCACUGGCUCUGCGGAGGGCAACAUGAAGGUUUGGAAGCUAGCCGGCCAUGGGCUCAUGCACGCUUUUAGCAAUGAACAUGCUAAGCAGUCCAUCUUCCGCAACAUUGGUGCAGGUGUCAUGCAGGUGGAAACGCGUCCUGGAAACCGAAUCUUUACCUGUGGAGCAGACGGCACCCUAAAGAUGAGGGUCCUCCCGGACCGCUACAAUAUCCCCAGCAGCUUGGUAGACAUCUUGUAAAGCCUGUUUCAACUUCUGAGGGUUCAAAGAAAAAAGAGAAGGAAAAAAAAAUCACUAAUACGUAUGUAACACUCUUUAGGUGCUGAUAGUCUAAUUGAUGGGUACAGAGUUAAGUCAAAGGAUCACUAUGCUUUUGGCAUUUUUGAGUGUGCAGUGUUCAUGGGUUUACUGCUGAUGUAAGUCAUAUCAUAACAACAAACAGAGCUGCAAACAUUUUUUUUUCCCAAAGGCUGAAAACAAAGGUAUCAUACUUGAUUUUAAAGCUAGAUUUAUUGUAAUUUUAUUGAAGAAUCUCUUCAUAGAGUGUGUCCAUAGGGAAGCUAUGCAUGUCCUGUUCUCGUUACGCAGUGCAAUCACAGGUCUAUUGAUAGUGCUCUGUAAAAGUGCUCAAGCAAAAAUUUUAAAAGUGUGUAACUGUCGUCAUUUUGUGCCCACAGCUGAAAUCUCUUAGCAUCUACUGUAACCAGCACUGUGGUUUGUAAUUAAGUCAGUGGUUUCCAGUGUGAAUCAAGUUGUUGGAAUCUGCAUUUUGUUUCAAUGGUUUUGCCCCCUCCCCUGCCCGGCUUUUCUCAGCCCUUAUGGAAGAGGUGAUGGUUCAUUGCCCCUAAUAGUGACACCCCCCCCCAAAACCUACUGUUUUACUGGCUGCCCAUUGCUCACUGUGGCCUCUCCUGGUUUGGGUUCGACCCGGACACGUUUGGCCCUGGAGUGUGUGUUCACUCUGCUGUGUCUGCCGUCUGUACGCCUGCCCACCUGCCUGCCCUCAAAUGCCUGUUUGUGUGGCAGACUCACUGCUAGAACAUUCCUGUCGGGAAGAUGAUGUGUUUUACUCCUGUGACUGUGAUUUUAAUGUUUCAUCUGUCUGGUCCAAAGCUAAACACCCACCCAUCCACUCAGAGCAGAAACACAAAAGUUCACUUCUGGUUUUUGCACAAGAAAAUCUCUAAAUUCUUGUUUGUUUGUUUCUUUUUUAUUAAAUUGAUUUUAUUAUUUAAAUUAUUUAUGUUUGUGUUUGUUCGAUUGAUUGACCAUUUCUUUAUAAACAACUUAACUUAUUGCCUUUUAUUUUAGGAAUGUAAGGGGUUUUACUGUAUCUGACUGGGAGAUGUGCAACACAGUCUACUGUAUGUAAGUGUGUGUUACCUCGCUAGUUGUUUUUACUGUCUUAUCCAUAAGGAAUAGAUAUUUGCACUCAAAUUCUGGAGACACUAAAAGUUUAUUUCAAAUAUAUAAGUUAUCAAAGAAGAAACUGUUAUAUACAAAUGAAUGUCUGGCUUUAUUUGGCCUAAUAGUAAAGCGUUUGAAAUAGUUUUAAUAUAUAAAUUAUAUAAAUAUAAAUAUAUAUAUAUAUGAACUACCACAACAGCUUGUACAAACAUGAAAGCAUUUCUUUAUUUUUGGUUUGUAUCAUACCAGUUUGAUUAGUUGUAACUUUUGUUAAGUGUAUGUAUGGUAUUUAUUAAAGAUAUUUGUGUUUCUCUCCCUC
Messenger RNA from Melanotaenia boesemani (Boeseman's rainbowfish), 11203 nucleotides. RefSeq names its product Dmx-like 2 (gene dmxl2). The coding region runs from base 268 to 9717 and encodes 3149 amino acids. Gene Ontology annotation, molecular function: protein binding. Lineage: Eukaryota; Metazoa; Chordata; Actinopteri; Atheriniformes; Melanotaeniidae. Gene Ontology annotation, biological process: vacuolar acidification. The record is from RefSeq and is a predicted model, not a curated record. The transcript has 56 exons. Gene Ontology annotation, cellular component: RAVE complex.